AUGGCUGACCCUACCCCACCAAAGUCAAAGCCUGUCCUGGCCGACCGCUACAAAGUCCCAUCCGAGCAACUCACCGACGGCGCGGUAACACUGCGCCGAUGGCACCUGCGAGACGCAAAAGCUCUUCUCGCGGCCGCGGUCCCAUCCCUACCCGAGCUGAAGAUCUGGAUGCCCUGGGCCGCCAACGGCUACACGCUCGCGGACGCCGAGUCGUUUCUCAGCAUCAGCACCGCGGACUGGGACCGGGGAGCGGGCUACAACUACGCCGUGCUUGUCGACGCGCAAGUCGUCGGCUCCGUCGGUCUCAUGAACCCGGCUCAGGGCCCCGACGGAAUGGGCAUCGGGUACUGGCUCGCCACGUCCGUAACCGGCCGUGGCCUGGCUUCCAAGGCUGCCGCGCUGCUGACCCAGACGGUGUUUGACUGCGGCGCGGAGCUCGUGCAGAUUUGGCACGCGGUGACCAAUGCAAAGAGCCGGGCGGUUCCUGAGAGGCUGGGAUAUCGGUAUUUGGGCGAGCACGAGGAUCUGCAGAUUUCGGAGCGUGGAGUAAUGGGCCUCUGGCAAAAGGACGCGCCGACGCAAUCGUAA
Messenger RNA from Cordyceps militaris CM01, 588 nucleotides. RefSeq names its product acetyltransferase. Lineage: Eukaryota; Fungi; Ascomycota; Sordariomycetes; Hypocreales; Cordycipitaceae. The transcript has a single exon. Gene Ontology annotation, molecular function: protein N-terminal-serine acetyltransferase activity; protein-N-terminal-alanine acetyltransferase activity. The coding region runs from base 1 to 588 and encodes 195 amino acids. Gene Ontology annotation, cellular component: cytoplasm. The record is from RefSeq and is a predicted model, not a curated record.